CGCCAGAUUUAGGCUCUGGUCCGAAAGGGCGUGGGUUCAAAUCCCACAGCUGUCAACUCUUUUUACUAUUUUUCUCUACUCCAAACCCUCUAGCUCGUCGAGAAGGUCUAAAAUAACACCAAUCUCGAACGUCGAACCCAUAAAAACCACCUUUGAUUUUGAACAGUUCUUCACUUGUCCAGUAUAUUGCGGCGAUUCCAAGAUGGUGGUUCAGACGAAUCUCUCACAUCGUAUCAUCUUCCUGUUCUUCUUGGUUCCGUUACUAUUUGCCCAAGCUGAUUCGGACUCGGACUCAGAUCUCAUCAACGAGCUUGUUUCGCUCAGAUCAUCAUCCCCCGAUUCAGGCGUGAUCCGUCUCUACGACGACGACGUUUCCAAAUUCCUAACCUCCGUACCCACUCCAAGACCUUACUCACUCAUCAUCUUCUUCGACUCCGUUAAUCUCCACAGCCAUAGCAAGCUUCAAAAGUUCCGCCGCGAGUUCGGACUCGUCUCCUCCACUUUCAUCUCCAACAACAACAACGAUGGAUCUAAUAACGGAACAAAGCUCUUCUUCUGCGAGAUCGAGUCAACCCACUCAGAAGCUUCGUUCCAUCGCUUCAACGUCGAGACGUUACCGCACAUUUCCCUCGUUAGCCCGACGACGGAGAACUUAACAGAAUCUGAUCAAAUGGACGGUGGAGAUUUCGCCGGGUUAGCAGAAUCAGUGGCAGAGUUCGUCGAACGGUUAACCAAACUCACCGUUGGUCCAAUCCAACGACCACCGCUUCUUUCAAAGACGCAAAUCGGAAUCAUCGUUGCGUUGAUCAUAAUCUCGGCUCCGGUUCUUAUCAAGAAGAUUCUAAAAGGUGAAACACCUUUCCACGACCGGAGAAUCGGGUUAACCGGUGCGGUUCUCGUCUACUUCUUUAGCGUCUCAGGGACGAUGUUUAACAUCAUAAGGGAAAUUCCAUUGUAUGUUAAAGAUCAUGAAGAUGAGAGUAAGUUUGUUUUCUUUAUCGAAGGAUCAGAGAUGCAGCUUGGAGUGGAAGGGUACACUGUAGGGUUCUUGUACACUGUGGUUGGGUUGCUUUUGGCGUUUGUUACUCAUAUGCUUGUUCGUGAUAAGAACAUCAAUGAGCAAAGGAUGACUAUGCUUUUGUCUCUGGUUAUAUCGUUUUGGGCUGUGAGGCAGGUUGUUUACUUGGAUAACUGGAAGACUGAAUAUGAAAUUUACCCAUAUUGGCCAUCGAGUUGGCGGCAUUGAUUGAUCUUCACAGACAAAUAAAGGAAUGGAAGAAGAAGUGGCAAGUGCCUUUGUGAAUCACUACUACCAUCUCUUUGACAACGAUCGAU
This is a messenger RNA of Camelina sativa (false flax), 1335 nucleotides long. The record is from RefSeq and is a predicted model, not a curated record. NCBI's taxonomy places the organism in Eukaryota, Viridiplantae, Streptophyta, Magnoliopsida, Brassicales, Brassicaceae.